This is a messenger RNA of Micropterus salmoides (largemouth bass), 6247 nucleotides long. It is a transcript of the gene fnip1, whose product is annotated as folliculin interacting protein 1. The transcript has 18 exons. Bases 112 to 3975 code for a protein of 1287 amino acids. Gene Ontology annotation, molecular function: ATPase inhibitor activity; protein-folding chaperone binding. NCBI's taxonomy places the organism in Eukaryota, Metazoa, Chordata, Actinopteri, Centrarchiformes, Centrarchidae. Gene Ontology annotation, cellular component: cytoplasm. The record is from RefSeq and is a predicted model, not a curated record.
CUAAUGCCUGUCAUAUGACUGUGACACCCAUGGAGACAGUUACAAGGAACAAGAUUUGUUCUUGGAUUUGAAAAGAAGAGACAUUUUGUACGGACUUUAUUUUGGUACAAAAUGCCUCCGACUCUCUUCCAGAAACUUUUUAACAAGAGAAAUGCAUUGUCGUCGCCGCCCCCGAGAUGUGGCAAAGAGCACCCAGCUUUCAGCUGGCCAAUCCCCCAGCUGGAGCCCAGUCAGAUCAGGCUGAUAGUGUACCAGGACUGUGAGAGGCGCGGCAGAAAUGUCCUCUUCGACUCCAGUGCCAAAAAGAGGGGCACGGAGGAAACCCCCAUCACCAGCACCGAGGGCCAGGUGAAGAUGUUCGGGAAAUGCUGCCAGCUCCGUCCUACAGGAGGCAGUAGCAGUUCCCUGGACAGCUCCUCCUCCUCCUGCACAUCCGAAACCAAGGAAACCAAGGAGCAGGGCAUGCGCUUCCAGGGUUCGAGGUGUUCGUCCGAUGUAGUAAUGCUGGGAGAAAUGAUGUUUGGUUCUGUGGCCAUGAGCUAUAAGGGUUCCACGCUAAAAAUCCACCAGAUUAGAUCGCCACCUCAGCUGAUGCUGAGUAAGGUCUUCACCGCCAGGACGGGAGGCAGUGUGUACGGCAGCCUCAACACGUUACAGGACAGUCUGGAGUUCAUCGGACAGGACAGCAACACCCUAAGGCCUGAUCAAAACAUUGGGGCCAGCAGUCUCUUAGGGAACAUAGGAUUUUCUCAGCUCUGCAGCCCUCGACGGGCCUUCUCUGAACAGGGCCCUCUGCGGCUCAUCAAGAGCGCAUCUUUCUUUUCAGGCCACAGUCACCCCAUGGACAUGCCAGGCCGAGGGCUUUACGAUGAGAGAGACAGCGGCAUCGCCAGGUCAGCUUCUCUGAGCAGCCUGCUGAUCACUCCCUUCCCAUCUCCUGGCUCCUCUCUGACUAGCAGCUGUGCAUCCAGCUACCAGCGCCGAUGGCUCCGCAGCCAAACCACCAGCCUGGAAAAUGGCGUCUUCCCCCGCUGGUCAGUUGAGGAGAGCUUCAAUAUGUCUGACGAAAGCGGUGGACCAAGCCUCGGCGUGGCUCGGAAGAAGAAGAUUGCCAUUGGGGUCAUCUUCACGCUGUCCCCCAACUCUGAGGAGAACAACCGCUUCCAGGAAUUCUUUUUCUCCCACUUCCCUCUCUUUGAAAGCCACAUGAACAAACUCAAGAGCAACAUCGAACAGGCCAUGAAGAUGAGUCGGCGGUCAGCUGAUGCCAGCCAGAGGGCCCUGGCUUACAACCGAAUGGUGGACGGACUUAAUGAGUUCAGGAUGACCAUCUGCGACCUCUACACCAUGCCCCGCGUGGCUGAGCCCGUCUGGUUGACCAUGAUGUCUGGGGCGUCUGAGAAGAACCAGCUCUGCGGCCACUUCAUGAGGGAGCUGUCUCUGCUAAUGGAGCAGGCCUCCAAGAACCAAUUCCUCCCUGCGUUAUUGACAGCUGUCCUGACCAAUCAUCUGGCCUGGGUGCCCACCGUCAUGCCCAAUGGGCAGCCUCCAAUCAAAAUCUUCCUUGAGAAACACUCCUCCAAGAGCGUCGACAUGCUGGCAAAGACGCACCCUUACAACCCGCUCUGGGCACAGCUAGGCGACCUGUAUGGGUCCAUUGGAUCACCGGUGCGCCUGUCGAGGACAGUGGUCAUCGGCCGCAGACAGGAGCUGGUCCAGAGACUCCUCUAUGUCCUCACCUACUUCAUCCGCUGCUCCGAACUGCUGGAGACCCACAUGCUGGACAGCGCUGAAGAUGAGGCUAUUGUCAUGCCUGGCUCCCUCAUCACCACCUCCCUGAGGAAAGGAGAGGUGGAGGAGUCGGACUAUGUCCUGGUUACCGUCCAUAAACCCAGUGGGGACUACUUGUCCCAUGGGGCCCACGGCCGGCCGACUGAGGCAGAGGACAACAGCUACCCUUCAGAUAACAGUCUCCAGAGCAGCACGUACACAGACACAGAGGCAGAGCACUGCACCGGGGACACUCCCAAUGAGGAAGAUGAGGAUGAGGCAGAUGAGGAAGACGAGGAGGACAGCAGUGAGAGUCAAGGGUCCAGGAGCAGUGUGCUUCAGGCAGGAAACAGCCAGGGUAACAACUCCGUUAUCAGGACUUCAGAAGCAGCUGAACCCGGGGGGCUACGCAGGCAGUCUAGCAGCCCAUUGGCAACAGAGGCCCGACUAGAGACAGUGCUGCGUGUUGGCUCGGCCUCCUCCAGGGAGCAGGUCUGUGCGCUGGAUCCGGAGACCAAAGGUGACCUGAAACUUAUUGUCCCAUCUAUACCCACGACCCUGGCAAGUCCAUCCCAAACUCCUGUCACCGCAGAGGGUAAAAGCUGGGAGGCUGGGAUGGAUGCAGACAUGGGGAACCAGCCAACUGGAGUGUUGGCUCCUCGUCCAUUGGGGUUCCCUCUAGAGAAGAAGCCCCCAGAUAAGAACCUGGCUGCUGCAGUGCCAGUACCAGUGAUACUGGGAAACACAGUGACGGGGCCCAUGACUUUGACUCUAACAGAAGAGGAGGAGCCUGCAACAAAAGUCACUUUCCUCAUUGGGGACUCCAUGUCUCCUGAGUCGGACAUAGAGAGCCGCAGAAGCAAGGUGGAGGAGGAAUUCAAAAAGCACAAGAAACACCUCAAGGACAAACAUCCGCUUCACCAGCAGCUGCUGCUGCAUCAGCAAGAGCAGCAUCAUAAAGGACAACAUUAUCAACAGCAACCGCAGCAGCUGCAGAGAGGAGCGGAUUCAAAGACCAGCAACACCAGAGCAUCAGAGGACCAAAUCAAACAGACCAAGGCCGCUCCAGCCCUGCAGCGGGUGUCCAGUAAGAUGUCCCAGUGGAGCCCAAACUGUAUGGACGAUUUUGAUGAUUAUUACAACCUGGAUAACCCUGUAGAGACUAGAACUAUAGACGAUGUGGCCAAACGACAGCAGGCCAGCAGCACGGACACUAUCCACAAAGACUUGCUGGACCCCUCGGGAGUCCCUCGGCCUGGUGACUUGGGGGUUCAGAGCUUUCAGGGUGCGGUCAGGGGUCAGGGUUUGGGUCUUUGUUUAGAUUCAGGUAGUGGAGACGUAGGCUCCAGCAGGAAGAGAGAUACUUUGUUGGAUGUCCAGAGGAGGUGCAGGUGUGGAUCUACAGAUUCUUCCGACACCUGCUGCUGCAGGGGCUGUUCGGCUGCGCAGGACAAAGGUCUUCUGUUGUCAGUCCCUGUCCCCCAGGACGGAAGUAGCAACAGCAAAGUGGACCAAAAGUGCAAGGCGGUGCCCGUCAAUGACUGGGAGAUACCACGCAACGAGAGCUCAGACAGCGCGCUGGGGGACAGUGAGAGCGAGGAGACCGAGGACUGGCAGGAGGAAGUGCUGGUGCCCUUCCCUGGGUCAAAGUUGGUGGAGAACUUCUCAAAGCCCAGCAUUGCCAAUUUUGGCCGGUCUCUGUUUGGAGGCUACUGCCCCACCUAUGUGCCAGACUUUGUACUGCAUGGGUUGCCCAGCGAGGAGAAGCUAAGGCAGAGCCUCAUGGCUGAAUUAACUCAUGCUGUUCAGCAUCCAGUAUUGGAUGAACCCAUAGCCGAGGCCGUCUGCAUUAUAGCGGACACAGACAAGUGGACAGUGCAGGUGGCCAGCAGUCAGAGACGAGCCACAGACGUGAACAAGCUGGGGAAGGAAGUCCUGGUGUCCAGCCUGGUUUCCAGCUUACUGCAGUCCACUCACCAGCUCUACAAACUCAACCUCUCACCCAACUUUUGUAUAAUGCACCUUGAGGACCGCCUGCAGGAAAUCUACUUCAAGAGCAAGAUGCUUGCUGAGUAUUUGAAGGGCCAGACAAGAGUCCAUGUGAAAGAACUGGGAAUGGUCCUAGGAAUCGAGUCCAGCGACCUGCCCCUGUUGGCCGCAGUGGCCAGCACUCACUCCCCGUAUGUGGCCCAGAUCCUGCUAUGAGACUGUAAUAGUGAGCUGCCUGAGGAAACCAGACCCGGGUGGUGCCACUCUGGCCUCUCAAACGGCCGUCCAUGCUCCGCAACUGACCCCCGACAUGGUUUCUUGACCUGCGUACCUGGGCUAAGUGGGAUCUUUGCUUGAGCUGAGCCUGAGCAGUGCACAUCUUCAUGGACCACAGCCCCCCCCUCACUACCACUGCUGCUGAAUUUGUUGCAAUGCUGAUGUUGCACCACAGGGGGGAACUAGAGACCGCAGUCCUACAGAUGGAGUGAGGCUCUGCGGAUAACGGAAGUAUCCCUGAAAUGACCUUCUCCUGUUGUUUGAAUGUUUCUUUUAAAACGGGACUCUUUUUAUUUUUGGACACAGAAGCCAAAGACUUUUAUUCUUCUUAUUUUAUUUUUCCAGUUGAGAAGGAAACUUUUAAGAUAUCUACAGUACAAUAACAACAAUGGAUUUUGUUUCUUCUGCUGCUUUUUUUUUUUCUCAGUACAAUCUUAAACUUAGUCAUGUGAAGUGAUGGACUAGAAGUUCAAUGGAAACAGAUUUUUACAAAUUACUUUGAGGUAAAUAUCAUCGAGAACAUUAUCAAUCUUUUGCCAAUUAUGUUAUUUCGUUUGUUAUUUCGCUUAUCGUCAUGUAUUUGUUUACAAGCCAAAUUUCCCUGAGAGAUCUUAAUGAAAACUAUUUUUUCUUCUUUUUUUGGGGGGUCAAAUUGCAAUGCACACCAGGCUUAAAAACCUUUAUUCUGGCCACCGAUGCACGCCGUGAUUUAUUGUUCUUUUGAAAUGGCUAAAAGUGGCUUUGACAUUCUUACCAUAGGUACACCACUACCUCAGAUGUUCAUAUGGGCAGAGGAUGACACACAUUUACAGUUGCCCCAUAGAAAACCCUGAGGUAUACUUUUUAAGAUAUUUUUAUCAGAGGAAUGUCAGUGUCAACUGUGUGCAGACUCUAUGCUGUGUUCUUUCAAAAAAGGGAAGGCUGUUAAAUUCCUUCGGAUGAUCGUUACACACACAAAAACAUGGAACUGGUAUUUUUGCUUCAGAAUGUGAUUUAAGGGAGGAGAAGGGGCCCUUUCUACUGUGGAAAAGCUAGAACAUCCAUCACUUAUGUAUAUUUUAAAACCAAAAUGCUGAAAUAUUUUCACACUUUUAUAGCUUCCCCACCUUUAUACGAUGUUUACAGCUUCGAUGUCUACUGCAGAGAGAGGAGUAGAGGAACACAGUAGGCCUUACAGUGGAUUAAAAUAUAUCAGUUAACACUAUUUUCAAACAUGUUUCUAUGACGGUUAUAUACUCACAAAAACAUGCAAAAUACAAAACUAUAGUGGCACAGUUUUUUUCCCAUGACAUUGACCGAUACAUUUUGGUUGUUUUGCCAUAUAACCAGGGUGCGAUUUGCUAAGCGUAACGGGACGCUCUACUUGCUUUCACAACUUCUGAUUUUUGAUUCUCUCCAGGGUAUAAAGUGUAACCUGCAGCGGGGCUGAUGGGGAAUUAUUUCAUUGUUUUCAUUAUUACUUUUUGAUGAAAAUAGACAAACAGAAAGUUUGACAGCAUUGGAAAGAGAAGAAGAACAUCAAACAAAAAUAUGUGCACAGUAUUAUUGUUGUACUGUGCUUUUAGCCAAGCAAGUUUACCUUGAUGGCAAGGGGAUUGCAGGUAGAGGGACAAAGUUUAAUUUAGCCAUCAGCCAGCUCAAUAAAAUCUCACCUUACUUUACUUUAAAGAUUGGAAUAUGUCUCAGGCUUCUCAAAAGCUUAUUGAAGGGCUUUAGGUACACAGUAUGUUGAACAGUGUUGAGAGUUGUUUAUAUUGCUAGAAAAAGCAGGAAUAAUUGUCAGUGUGACCCUGAGAGCAGUGUUCGCUUCUUUCUAUAAACUGAAAUCGCACCCUGUAUGUGACCCAAGUCUUAAUGGAGAUGUGGCAUGAAUGCAUCACAGGCUUCUGGAGAGCUUGUUUUGCUCAUAAAAUUUAUAUAUAUAAAUAAAUGCUUGUUACUGUAUUGAAGAUGCUCUGCUGUAUCAGCCUACAUUUUGUACAACCCAGCCAUUAUGUUUUAAAAGGUAUGAAUUUAUAUCUGCUCUUCCCACUUUGUAUAUAAAUAAGUUAUUUAGUUGCCCAUGGUAUGUGUAAUGUUCAUGUAAACUGUACAUACUCUUGUUUAUUUCCAUGUAUUUGUACAGAAUGUCUUUUAAGAACUGUCUCCUCAAAUUAUUUUUUUCCCAAUUUUAUGGGAAUGUUGUGCAAUAAAGAUGCCGAUGUUAAGAAUG